Messenger RNA from Haliotis rubra (blacklip abalone), 2101 nucleotides. RefSeq names its product sequestosome-1-like. Gene Ontology annotation, biological process: aggrephagy; endosome organization; mitophagy. The transcript is spliced from 6 exons. NCBI's taxonomy places the organism in Eukaryota, Metazoa, Mollusca, Gastropoda, Lepetellida, Haliotidae. Gene Ontology annotation, cellular component: amphisome; aggresome. Gene Ontology annotation, molecular function: protein kinase C binding; K63-linked polyubiquitin modification-dependent protein binding; zinc ion binding. The record is from RefSeq and is a predicted model, not a curated record. Bases 226 to 1392 code for a protein of 388 amino acids.
GUUACUUGCAAUUUUGAUAAAUUUUGACAUUGUCAGUGCGCCUUGGUCUAUAUAAAAGUCUGGGUAGAUGUGAGGGGGGCAUAUAUCCCGCUGACAACGCCAUACGACGCUGAACACACAGAAGCGCAACUGACAACAACUGUCACCUUAUCGUCUGCUUGAAUACUACUGUGUACGCCUGUCGUCAACACUUCGUCGCUGCACUUCCAAAGUAAACCCGCUGUCAUGUCCGACUCAGUUGUCAUCAAGGCCUCCCUGGAGCGAGAGGGUUCGAGUCAACCCGAGAUCCGACGUUUUGGGGUCCCGUCAGAUGCUUCUGCCAGCUUCGACUACCUGUUCAAGAAGAUAUCGGAAGUGUUUCCUGGACUUGUCAGAGGAAACUUUAACCUCUACUGGAAAGAUAGUGAUGGUGACCUAGUAUCAUUUUCAUCUGAUGAGGAACUUCUUGAAGCUCUGGGGUUUGUUACAGACUCAGUGUUCAGAAUUUCCAUCAAAAAGUACGCCCCUCAGACCCACAGCUCCAAGAGUGGCAGUGGGGAGCUGCAUCCUCAUGUGAUCUGUGACGGCUGUGAAGGAGCAGUGUAUGGUGUGAGGUACAAGUGUUUGGUGUGCCCCGACUACGACCUGUGCAGCCAGUGUGAGGCUCAAAACACUCACCCUCAACAUGACAUGUGGAAGAUUGUCUCUCCAAAGUCAGCCAGGUGUGGUGGCAGAAUGCCCUUCAUGGUUCCGCCACACUGCCAUCAGUGGAUGAACAACUUCAUGAGCCAGUUCCAAAACCAGCACCCGGGAUGUGGCACCAACAAGGAAGGAGCUCCCUCUGGUGCUGAUGAACAAAACAAGACUGAUACAGACAAGAAAGGGGAGACUACUCCACAGGAAGGGGAGACUACUCCACAGGAAGAAUAUCUGAGAAACAUGGGACAAUCUGUUGCUGCUUUCCUUACACCUUUUGGGAUUGAUGUGGAUGUUGAUAUUGAGCACAAUGGACGUCGCCAGGGUGUCAAUCCCCAGGGUGUGAACCCCCAGGCUGGUCAACAAUUCUUCAGCAACCUCAUGGCCCAGAUGUUUGGUCAGUGCCCUGGGCAACCAGGUAACCAAGCAGAGGAAGGAGCUGAUAAGAAGGACUCCGACAAGGCACCAUCAGAUGAGACGACCGAGACAGACACCCAGAAGAAGGGGCACUCAUCGGGUGAUGGAUGGACUCUGCUGUCCGACACUGCAUGCUCCUCCCCACUCACAGGUCAUCCAGAUCCACGUAUUGCCGAUGCUCUCCAGCAGAUGUUGUUGAUGGGGUUCUCUGACGACGGAGGCUGGCUCACUCAUCUCCUGGAGGCCAAGAAUGGUGACAUCAGCCAGGUGCUCGAUGCCAUGAAACCAAACAAAGAAUAAACUCAUUAGCUGAAGGGUCACAACAGGAGGAAAUACAUGUGUGAUAUAAACUGUUGAAAGUGUGAUAUGCCUGAUUGAUAUAGGUUAUGUAUGGGAUAUGAACUGUUGAAAGUGUGAUAUUUGUGAUAGAUAGGAAUACCUAAUUCCUAAUAGUGAUGUACAAUCUCACAAGUGCUGUACAUAUAGAACUACCUGUGACUGCCUACUGAUAUGUUAUGACUUCUUGCCGUCAGUGGACUACACUAAAGCCUCAUUAAUCAGAACAGUACUGUACUCAGUUAAUCAUUCAGAUUCACAAAGCAUGAGUGAUGUGUAUUUUUACCUUACGUGGUUAAACAUGUUUUCAGUAUUUCUGUCGUCUCUUCACAAAUCUGUGUCGUCAGUAAGGUUUUUAAACAGAUGCAGGAAGUGAUGAGAAUGUAGACUUGAUUGAGAAGUUCAGGAUAUGUUCUAGACAGGUUGUGUUUCAGACACAAGAAGCUCACCUGGUUUGACUUGAUGUCAUGACUCUCUGCUCUCUCUGUAUAUAAUAGUGGAGAGAAUACAGCUGCAUGUCUGUCAGUGAUCUUAUCUUGUUUGGGUACAAAUGGAAGAUGGAGUAACCCCCUGUAUAAUGUGUAUAUAGAAACCGUUUUGUACUCGAUAACCAUCAGACAUUAUGUUUUUGACUUUGAUAAAAUGCAAUAAAUAUGUGUCUUAUCACAAAUAA